AUGGAUAACAUUCCACCACGUCGAAACGUUCGCACCGAGAACUUGUCACCGCCAUGCCCAAACAAGCGCAUCAUGUUCUUGGAACGAGCCGAUUCGCCUCUGCGACAAGCCAAUGCAUCUGAGCAACGACUCGGUGCGUCUCAACAACAAGAUGACGAGUUAGGAAGCUUUCAUCGCUUCUCUCAACUACCUCCGGAGCUCCAGGAUCAGAUCUGGAAGCACGCUCUGGACAUAUCUGCCCCAACUGCUCAUUACGCUCACCCCAAAUUAGAAAGCGACGGCUACUGUAAGAUGAGACUACUGAAAAUCAAGAGAAAGUGCAGUAGUUGCUAUCCGAGGAGAGAACGCCCUAGUAUAGAAGCAAUCUACCCUGUCCGCCAGGCGUUGAUGCAAACCUGUCGACGCUCAUACGCGUUUGUUAAGGACAUCUGGGAAAGAGAGAGUCCAGGUACAGCGUUGCUGGAGAUCCAUGAAGUAUAUGAAGAUAUCAGCGAAUGCUAUUGCCCUCGGCCUAGCGCCUGGCAUGGGACACUGGAUGAGUCAGCUUUGGGGGCGCCCUAUUUUGUUAGGACGUACGGAGGCGGACCAGCUAUGCCACUGAAACCACCUACGAAGAGGAUUGAUAUUUCUCAAGACCUCAUGAUCCUGCGCCAUUCCGUCUCUAUCACUUUUGGGCACGGUAGGAUACCCUCUGACUUCAAACGAGGAACAGGCACAAACAUCAAGCAGAUCGCCGUUCCCUUCAGCUUAGAGUUAUUUUGGCGUUACAGAUCUUCAUUGGCCUGUAUGUUAGGCGUUCUCAAAGAGCUCCGAACGUUAUAUCUCCUCAUUGAACCGAGACAAGAUUGCAUCCAACCACGCAUUAUUGAAGGGAGACUGGUAGAAGCCCCUUCUAGGACGAACAAUCUGCAUUUGAGGGAGGCUCUUCACGGGCACAGAAGAACACCGGAAGAUACUUCUCCGGAGACGUUUUAUCUCCGCGGUCGGAUCUAUUAUGAGUUACCAGAUGAGGAGGUUCUGUAUAACACAUUCCCAAACGAAGUACUCAUAUCAUUUCAUCCAAUAGAAGAGAUUGCAAAGGAGCAAAGGCAAAAGAAUGGAGGUGUUCCGCUUCCUCCCCUGGUCAUUCGGUUUAUGUCGUGGAAGCUGGCUCCCGGUGUAAGAGGAAGAUUUGAGACGGAUCCCGAGCUGUUGUAG
This is a messenger RNA of Fusarium coffeatum, 1197 nucleotides long. RefSeq lists its product as uncharacterized. Lineage: Eukaryota; Fungi; Ascomycota; Sordariomycetes; Hypocreales; Nectriaceae. The record is from RefSeq and is a predicted model, not a curated record. The transcript has a single exon. Bases 1 to 1197 code for a protein of 398 amino acids.